Drosophila gunungcola (fruit fly) is the source of this 373-nucleotide messenger RNA. RefSeq lists its product as uncharacterized. The coding region runs from base 75 to 287 and encodes 70 amino acids. The transcript is spliced from 2 exons. The record is from RefSeq and is a predicted model, not a curated record. Lineage: Eukaryota; Metazoa; Arthropoda; Insecta; Diptera; Drosophilidae.
ACAACUACUCAUUGCUGACAAAUUCUUAUAUAUAUAUAUAUAUAUAUAUAUCUAAAAAAAAGAAUAUAAACAAGAUGUUCAAGGAGCUCGUUCUUUGGAUGCAUCGUAUGGCUCACGAUUUUUGCUUGGCUCGUCCACUGAUUCCGCCACCACGACAUGGCUGUCGCCUGCCAGUGAAAAACGGUUUUGUAGCCAACUUGAUCUUCUUUGUUGCCAUUGUGUCGCCGCUGUACUUCUGCCUACUGAAGGACGUGAUUGCCAUGAUCACCGGACCCAAGAAGCGUUAGGAUACCCAAUUUAAGUCAUAGUUUGGUCAGUCAAUGUAGUUAGUGUAGUACCCCAACACAAAUACAGUUUGUGGCAUCGUCUGAAU